CGACGACAAAGGUCUGGACACUGUCAUCAUUUCCAUCACCGUUGGUCAAGUCACACACUCACACAAAUCAAGACAAAACAGAAUGGGGGACUCUAACACCACCGUCGACGCCAUCAGCUUCGUCGACACGACCUCCAGCCAACGCAUCGAGCCCGGCUCCGUCAACCACCCACCUGCCCCCUGGCCAGCGCACUUCAAGACCGAGCCCACGCCCGACGAGGUAGCCAAGAUCACCGCUAAUGUUGUCGACACAGUAAACAACCACUUCGACAAGGUUCCCGACCUGUUCCUCGACUCCCAGGCUGGCUUCUGGCGAGACCACCUAGCCCUGACCUGGAACCUGCGCACCCUCAAAGGCAAAGACAAGAUCCGUGACUUCUUGCAAACCGAAGCCCAAGUCAAAGAAGUGCCUCUGCAAAUCCAGAUCGACGAGUCGCAAGCUUUCCGCAAGCCGCAAGUCGCCGGAUUUGCUCCCGUUGACGGACUCAAGGGCAUCCAGUUCUAUAUCACCUUUACCUCGCAGAACGGCAAGGGACGCGGUGUGGUCAGGUUGGUGCAGGAGGAAAAGACGGAAGAGUGGAAGAUCUGGACCUUCUUUACCACUCUUGAGGAGUACCGCCAUCAGCCAGAGCCGAGGGGACCCAACAGGUCGAAGGGUGUCGAGCAUGGUGGACAGCCGGGACGGAUGAACUGGGCGCAGAAGAGGCAGGAGGAAAUUAACUUUACGAACCACGAGCCGGAUGUGUUGAUUCUCGGCUGCGGCCAAGGCGGCCUCACCGCCGCCGCCCGCCUCAAGAUGCUCUCGGUCACCUCGCUCAUUAUCGACCGCAACCCGCGCAUCGGCGACAACUGGCGCAACCGGUACCACCAACUAGUCCUGCACGACCCAGUCUGGUACGACCACCUGCCCUACCUCCCCUUCCCCGACACCUGGCCCAUCUUCACGCCCAAGGACAAGCUCGCCGACUGGUUCGAGUCGUACGCCAAAGCGCUGGACCUCAACAUCUGGCUGCGCUCCACCAUCGUCUCCUCCGAGUACGACGCCUCCCGCAAGUCCUGGAAGGUGGUCAUCCGCCGCUCCUUCGUCAAGACCUCGCGCCCUUCAGGCUCCUCCAACCCGCCUGGCGGCGCACCUGAGGGAGUAGAAGAAGAACUCGAACACAUGGAACUCACCGUCUACCCCAAACACAUCAUCCAAUGCACCGGCGGCUCGGGAAAACCCAACAUGCCGACCUCCAUCCCCGGCAUUGCCGGUGGCGUCUUCAAGGGCGACCGGCUCUGCCACUCCUCGCAGUUCACAACCGCCACCCCGCUCUCCGAGCGCGGAUCCAAGAAGGCCAUCGUCGUGGGCGCGUGCAACUCCGCCCAUGACAUCUGCCAGGACUUCUACGAGCGCGGGUACGACGUGACCAUGAUCCAGCGCUCCUCGACCUUCGUGCUGUCCUCGUCUGCUGCGCUCAAGUACCUUAUCGGCCCGAUCUACAGCGAGGGAGGGCCGGCGGUGGAAGACGCCGACAUGUUCGUUUGGUCGUACCCGAGCGAGGUGUUGAAGACGUUGCAGAAGGACUUGACCAAGUUGACGAUUGAGCACGAUGCCGAGUUAUUGGCGGGGCUGGAUAAAGCUGGGUUUAAGCUGGAUAAGGGCGUCGAUGGCGCGGGACUGUUUGCCAAGUAUCUGCAGCGGCAGGGAGGGUAUUAUAUCGAUGUCGGCACUUCGAAGCUGAUUGUUGAGGGAAAGAUUGCCGUCAAGUCGGGGGUCGGUAUUGCGGAGGUGGUGGAGAAGGGAUUGAAGAUGGAGGAUGGGGAGGUGUUGGAGGCUGAUGAGAUUGUGUUUGCGACGGGGUAUGAUAAUAUGCGGUCAACGGCCAGGGAGGUGUUUGGGAGUGAGCAGGUGGGGGAUAAGGUGGGUGAUGUGUGGGGGUGGGAUGAGGAAGGGGAGAUGAGAGGGAUUUGGACGAGGAGUGGGCAUGAGGCGUUCUGGUUCCAUGGAGGGAAUCUGGCGCUGUCGAGGUAUUAUUCGAGGGUGGUGGGGUUGCAGGUUAGGGCGAGUUUGGAUGGGUUGUUGUAGGGGGAUUGUGGCUGGAUGGGAGGGGGAGUAAGAAGAGGGCUAAAGGGGGGGACCGGAGUUUCUUGGAUAGCUAUCCUGGUUUUUGACAUCCUAGGUGCGAUGAGGAACACUUGAAUGCUGACUCUUGUUGAACAUCAUGCCCAUUGCUGGGAGCGUACUACUGACCAUGCUGGUACGUCUGGGUUGAUCCUCGGAUUCGCGAUGGAAUGAAGCUUGUCCGGUAUGACGGUAUCGUGGGUAGAGGUAUUCGGCCUUGCCGCCCGCCAACGAGAAAUGAACAAGGAG
This is a messenger RNA of Neurospora tetraspora, 2353 nucleotides long. RefSeq lists its product as uncharacterized. Gene Ontology annotation, molecular function: flavin adenine dinucleotide binding; monooxygenase activity. The record is from RefSeq and is a predicted model, not a curated record. Lineage: Eukaryota; Fungi; Ascomycota; Sordariomycetes; Sordariales; Sordariaceae. The transcript has 2 exons. The coding region runs from base 83 to 2068 and encodes 661 amino acids.